UUUCAGAGUGUCACAAUGAAAACCCCUUUUUGCGCUCUUUAUACUGUUUUCAAAUAUGAUCUUCUGUCAUUCACAUUAGGUGGCUUUUUGUUCAGUAGUCUGAGCUUUGGUGACCCAAACAGAAGAAAGAAAUCUCUUAUUGAUUCACUCCUUAACACUGGAUAUAAUGCUCCAGGAGGGGCUGAAGAUGGGUCGAGGAAACAUCGAGAUACUGAUAGUUUAGUGUUAAAAAACACUCCGGCAGAUAAUACCAACCCAAAAAGUAGGGCUGGAUUUAGUAGCAGUAUCUCUGGAAAUUUGGGAUUUGGUUUGGGGGCAUCUGAUCAGAAGGGAUUGGGCAUUGGUAGAGCUGACCGGAGUGAAAUAAGCAGCAGAGGAUCUGCCGGAGGUGAAUCAAUCGGUUUUGGAUUUGAUGUCCAUAGCCCAGUUGGAACUGGGUCUUUGGGUUGGGAACUUGGAAAGCAGAAGGGCAAUGCUGCAUUUGGUUUUGGAGCUUCUGGUUCAAGUUCAUUUGGUGACAGUGACAUUAAUGGCAAAAUAAAAAUUGAAGGAAAGCGAAUGAAUAGUUCUGGAGGACCCAUUCCCAAUGAUCUAGGUGAUACCAGUUUGAGAAAUCGGAAUACAUUUGCUGGUGACAGCUCUGGAAAAUCAGAAAUCAAUGUAGGGGUUUCUGGUCAACAGGGCUUUGGAAUCAAUGAAAUUGGAGGGACUAGAAUGAGAGGCAGUGGAUCUGCUGGGGCUGUAUUCAAAGGCUUUGGAUCUGAUGCUGGUAGCUCAGGCAAUACCAGUGCAAGAAUUGGGGAUAAUUUUGUUGAUGGGAUAUCAGAAAAUUUGAGAUAUGGUUUUGAGAAAUUUGGUCAAAAGGAAUUUGAAAGCAGUGGAUCUUAUCAGAGUGAUAAGAGCAGCAGGGAAUCUGAUGCCAGUGGCUCAGUGGAAAAGUCCUCAUCGUUUGAUUUGAGACAUGGAGAAAGGAAACGUGAAGCUAAAUUUGAUUUUGGAGAUUCUGGUUCAAAUCGAUUUGAUGACACUGGCCUUAGUAAAAAUGUAAUAAAAGGAGAAAACACUUGGUCUUCUGGUUCUGGAAGUGGUGAAGGAAGGAAGGGUACAGCUGGACUUGGUGGUGUUGCUUCUGGACCAAACGAAUUUGGUGAAACUGGCCGUGGUGGUACAGGUGUUACAAGCUCCUCUGAGAGCAGUACCUCUGGACCAUUCAGUACUCCAGAAAAAGGAUCCAAUAUUCCAGAAGCCAUUCCGAAGUACUCAGAAGUGAGCCCAGUUAUUGGUGAAGCUACUACUUGGGGCAAAGGAAUAUAUAAAGCUUUCAAUGGCCGCAUCUUUUCCUUUGAGUCUUCCUGCUCAUACACUUUCUGCCAUCACUGCGUUGAAUCUGGAGGAGAUUUCAAUAUUGAGAUCAAACGAAAGAGUAAUGGUGACUUUGAAAAAAUAGCAGUUGAAAUUGAUAAUAAUGAGGUCUCUGUUUCUGGUGAUCGCAUUCUAGUUAAUGAAGAAAGAGUGCAGAUACCAUAUGACAAUAAACUGAUACAUAUUAAAAAAUAUGGAGAACAUUUUGUCCUGAAAAGCCGUAGAGGAAUCCUGUCUUUGAUGUGGGGCAAAAAUAAACUCUCACUUACUCUUCACAAGCAAUAUCCAACUUGUGGUCUUUGUGGUAACUUCAACAGCACUCCAGGAGACAACAUCAAUGAGCACAUUGCCAAUAGUAAAAUUCCUGGAGAUUGUCCCAAAGCUUUUAGUAAAAGCUAUGAGAUUUGUGAAGAUGGUGUAGAGUACUGUGACAAAAUUAUUGGAACUUACUUUGAGAAAUGUAGAAAGGUCGCCGCUUUUUCUGAGGACUACAGAAUGAUUUGCGUUAAUGACUACUGCCAAAAUCCAGGCAAAAAUUCUACAUGUGACACUUACUCAGAGUUGUCCCGCCUCUGUGCCUCAGAUGGUCCCGGCAUCUAUGAAUCCUGGAGAGAUGAUUCUGAUGUGACUUGUGGAAAACCUAGAUGCCCAGAAAAACAUAUCUACAAAGAAUGUGGUCCCUCAAAUCCUGCAACUUGUUCUAAUGUGGCUCCUUUUCAAGAUAGUGAAUGUGUGAAUGGCUGCUUCUGCCCAGAAGGUUAUCUAUUGGAUGAUAUUGGAGAAAAAGGGGGAUGUGUAUUAAAGACUGAAUGUCCCUGUAGCUUACAUGGAAAGAUCUAUAAGUCAGGGGAAGUCCGAAGAGGUCCUUGUGGUUCUCAGUGCACAUGCCAGAAUGCUAAGUGGUCUUGUACGGAAGCAUUAUGUCCUGGAAGAUGUAAGGUGGAAGGAAAUUCAGUCACCACCUUUGAUGGCAUUAAAUACUACCAUCCUGGAAACUGUCACUUCUUGGCCAUCCAUCAUAAAGACUGGUCUGUUAGUGUUGAACUUCGUCCUUGUCCAAGUGGCCAGUCAGGAACGUGCUUAAAUAGUGUUACACUCCUCUUAAAUUCGCCUAUUUCAGGUAACAAGUAUGUAUUCAGUAGGAAUGGAACAAUCACAAACAAUGGGAUUGAAUAUACAAAUCAAAGUUAUGAUGAUUCAGGUGAAGUAUAUGUCUUCAAAGCAUCUUCCUCAUACCUUCAAGUAGAAACAAACUUCGGUGUAAAAAUGCAAAUACAAAUUGCUCCUGCGAUGCAGUUGUAUGUUUCAGUGCCACCUAACAGUUUCACAGAUACUGUAGGACUCUGUGGUUCCUUCAACAACAGAGUAGAGGAUGAUUUAAUGUCAAGUCAGAAUAUAUUGGAGAAGACACCUCAGGCAUUUGCUGAUUCUUGGGAAAUGAUGCCCUGUCCUAAAGGAAAACCCACUUCCUGCAUCAGUAUAGAAAAAGAAAAAUUUGCUGAAAAGCAUUGUGGAAUUUUUCUUGAUUCAGACGGGCCUUUUGCUUCCUGCCAUCCAGUUGUGAACGCUAAACCAUAUUAUGAGGAAUGCAAAAGGUACACUUGUACUUGUGAAAACAGUGAAGACUGCCUGUGUACGGUUUUUGGCAACUAUGUGAAAGCAUGUGCUGAGAAAGAAGUGUACAUGGUGGGAUGGAGAACCGGACUGUGUGAUUCCUCUUGUCCAAGUGACCUCGUUUUCAAGUACAAUAUAAAAGCCUGCAAUAAAACUUGUCGAUUAUUGUCAGAGAGAUAUAGAAGCUGUGAUAUAGAAGAUGUUCCAUUUGAUGGAUGCACUUGCCCUGAUGGAAUGUACCAGAAUAAUGAAGGGAAUUGUGUUCCAAAAUCUCAGUGUGACUGCUACAUAAAUGGCAAGGUCAUUCAACCAGGCAAACUCAUCAAUAUUAAUAACAACAGAUGUGUCUGUCGGGAUGGAAAUUUUCUUUGCCAGACUCCUAUUAGUUCAGCCCAACAGAAUUGUUCUGGAGGGGCUGAAUAUGUUGACUGCAGGGGCCCGAGGGCACGGAGAAGAGUUGACAGUAAAUGUGGUGCUUGGAACAUGCCUGGUUUUGAUGAAAACUUGCCUUGCAAAGCUGGGUGCUACUGUCCAGUAGGCAUGGUUCGAAAUUCGAAAGGGAACUGCGUCUUUCCUGAAGACUGCCCAUGUUCUUUUGGUGGAGGGGAGUAUGAACAAGGAAGUGUUACCUCAGUUGGCUGCAACAACUGUACUUGCGUAAAAGGAUCUUGGAGCUGUACACAAAAUAAAUGUCAAACCGUCUGCCACAUCUAUGGGGAAGGUCAUGUUAGAACUUUUGAUGGAAAAAGUUACAGCUUUGAUGGUCUCUGCCAAUAUUCAUUUGCUGAGGAUUAUUGCGGUCGGGAAAGUGGCACAUUCCGUAUUUUAACUGAAAGCGUCCCAUGCUGUGAAAAUGGGCUUACGUGCUCAAGAAAAAUCAUAGUUGCUUUUCAGGAUCAGAAUGUUGUCUUGCAUGAUGGUAAAGUAACAGCCUCCAAAAUUACAGAAAGUAAGGACUGUGGGCUCACUGAAAAUACAUAUUCCGUACAUACCGUUGGCCUGUACCUGAUUCUAAAAUUUUUAAAUGGGAUAACCAUAAUUUGGGACAAGAAUACAAGAGUUUCUGCUAUACUGGAUCCUCGCUGGCAUGGCAAAGUGUGUGGUCUUUGUGGAAACAACAAUGGUGAUCUCAAGGAUGAUUUCAUAACAAGGCAUUCAUCAGAAGCUAUUGGAGCACUGGAAUUUGGAAAUAGUUGGAAAACAAGUCAAAAAUGUGCAGACACAGCAGCACAAUAUUUCCCAUGUGACUCAAACCCAUACUGUAAAGCCUGGGCUGUGCAGAAAUGUGGGAUCAUCCGGGACAGCAUCUUCAAAGAAUGCCACCACAAGGUGGACCCCGAAGCUUACCUAGAAGCAUGCAUUGAAGAAGCCUGCUCAUGUGACAUGGAGGGGAAGUAUUUGGGAUUCUGCACAGCUGUGGCCAUGUAUGCAGAGGCAUGCAGUGCAGUUGGAGUCUGUGUCACAUGGAGAAAACCAGAUCUCUGUCCUGUUUUCUGUGAUUAUUAUAAUGGACCCGGCGAAUGCAGUUGGCGCUAUGAACCUUGUGGUACAGUAACCACAAAAACAUGCAGAGAUAGAGUUAUUGGCCAGAAAUUUUCUGCAGUUUUAGAAGGUUGUUAUGCUAAGUGCCCGGAUAAUGCUCCUUAUCUGGAUGAGAACCUCAUGAAAUGCGUCCGUUUAUCUGAGUGCAGCUGUUUCUAUAACGAUAUCGUACCAGCAGGUGGAGUGAUUCAGGAUGACUGUGGGAGAACAUGCUAUUGUAUCGCAGGAGAAUUGGAGUGCAGUGGUGAUGCUUCUUCUGCAAAUUCGACAUCCACAGCAAUUACAUCAGUAACCAGUAGCUCAGGCUCAGCAGCUUCCACUCCAGUGCUUACAAGAUCAAGCAGUGAAACAAUAGGAGGAACCGGCAGCCCGACUGCAGCCGCCAGAGGAGGGACCCCGAAAGGUACAGAGGGCUUCACCACAGCCGCAGGGAGUGAGAAGACAAGUGGAGAUUCAGCUGGCCCAGGCACAACCUUGGGAGACAGAGCAGGAACAGCUCGAGGUCUCCAGACUGAACGUUCUACUACAGGUGUUGCUGGACGUCCGGUUUCCACGACCCUCAAUGCUGGCAGCCUAGGCAGCACUGGAGCGGGCCCUGCCUUCACCAGUAGCCCUGGCCACACACCAGGAGGAACCGGCAGCCCGACUGCAGCCGCCAGAGGAGGGACCCCGGAAGGUACAGAGGGCUUCACCACAGCCGCAGGGAGUGAGAAGACAAGUGGAGAUUCAGCUGGCCCAGGCACAACCUUGGGAGACAGAGCAGGAACAGCUCGAGGUCUCCAGACUGAACGUUCUACUACAGGUGUUGCUGGACGUCCGGUUUCCACGACCCUCAAUGCUGGCAGCCUAGGCAGCACUGGAGCGGGCCCCGCCUUCACCAGUAGCCCUGGCCACACACCAGGAGGAACCGGCAGCCCGACUGCAGCCGCCAGAGGAGGGACCCCGGAAGGUACAGAGGGCUUCACCACAGCCGCAGGGAGUGAGAAGACAAGUGGAGAUUCAGCUGGCCCAGGCACAACCUUGGGAGACAGAGCAGGAACAGCUCGAGGUCUCCAGACUGAACGUUCUACUACAGGUGUUGCUGGACGUCCGGUUUCCACGACCCUCAAUGCUGGCAGCCUAGGCAGCACUGGAGCGGGCCCCGCCUUCACCAGUAGCCCUGGCCAUACACCAGGAGGAACCGGCAGCCCGACUGCAGCCGCCAGAGGAGGGACCCCGGAAGGUACAGAGGGCUUCACCACAGCCGCAGGGAGUGAGAAGACAAGUGGAGAUUCAGCUGGCCCAGGCACAACCUUGGGAGACAGAGCAGGAACAGCUCGAGGUCUCCAGACUGAACGUUCUACUACAGGUGUUGCUGGACGUCCGGUUUCCACGACCCUCAAUGCUGGCAGCCUAGGCAGCACUGGAGCGGGCCCUGCCUUCACCAGUAGCCCUGGCCACACACCAGGAGGAACCGGCAGCCCGACUGCAGCCGCCAGAGGAGGGACCCCGGAAGGUACAGAGGGCUUCACCACAGCCGCAGGGAGUGAGAAGACAAGUGGAGAUUCAGCUGGCCCAGGCACAACCUUGGGAGACAGAGCAGGAGGAACCGGCAGCCCGACUGCAGCCGCCAGAGGAGGGACCCCGGAAGGUACAGAGGGCUUCACCACAGCCGCAGGGAGUGAGAAGACAAGUGGAGAUUCAGCUGGCCCAGACACAACCUUGGGAGACAGAGCAGGAGGAACCGGCAGCCCGACUGCAGCCGCCAGAGGAGGGACCCCGGAAGGUACAGAGGGCUUCACCACAGCCGCAGGGAGUGAGAAGACAAGUGGAGAUUCAGCUGGCCCAGGCACAACCUUGGGAGACAGAGCAGAAACAGCUCCAGGUCUUCAGACUGUACGUUUCCGUAUGGGUGUUGAUGUACAUCCAUUUCCCACGACCCUUGAUGCUGGCAUCCUCGGUAGCACUGGAGUGGGCGCUGCCGGUACUACCAGCCCUGGGGCCAUACCAGGAGGAACUGGCAGCCUGACUGCAGCCACCAGAGGAGGGACCCCGGAAGGUACAGAGAGCUUCACCACAGCUGCAGGGAAUGAGAAGACAAGUGGAGAUUCAGCAGGCCCAGGCACAACCUUGGGAGACAGAGCAGGAGGAGCGGAUAAGGGAUUUGCAGCCACUUUUGUAGCUUUUGGUGAAACCACUUCUGUUGCACCAGGUACCUCCAGGGAAGCAUUUGAAACAACCACUGCUUCUGGAAUUUCUACCACAGCAGUCACUGCUUCCACAGAAGUCAAGGAAACCUCUGAAACUAAAAUGCAAACAAGAUGUCCACCAUCACAUCCACCACCUCCAGUUUGUCAUGGUCCACUGGGAGAAAAGAAAUCUCCUGGAGAGGAAUGGACUGCCAAUUGUUACACAUGUACCUGUACUGAUGCAAAUACUGUGGACUGUAGCCUCAAGGAGUGCCCUUCUGCACCCACAUGCAAAACUGGAGAGAGACUUGUAAAGUUCCAAGAUAACGACACCUGCUGUGAAAUUGGAUACUGUGAACCAAGAACAUGUUUGUUUAACAGUAUUGAUUAUGAGAUUGGUGCUUCAUUUGAUGAUCCCAGCAACCCAUGCAUCUCCUACUCCUGCCACAACACUGGUUUUGUUGCAGUGGUCCAAGACUGCCCAAAGCAGACUUGGUGUCCAGAAGAAGACCGAGUCUAUGAUUCAAAAAAAUGUUGCUAUACAUGUAAGACUAAUUGUAGAUCUUCACCUGUGAAUGUGACUAUUAAGUACAGUGGUUGCCAGAAAAGGGUCCAGAUGGCAAGGUGUGUAGGGGAAUGCAAGAAGACUGUCCGGUACAAUUAUACACUCUUUAAGCUGACAAAUUCAUGCCUUUGCUGCCGAGAAGAUAACUAUGAGUUCCGAGAAGUUGUUCUUAGCUGUCCUGAUGGCAGUACAAUACCUUACAGAUACAGGCACGUCACAACCUGUUCUUGCUCAGACAUAUGCCAACAAUCUGUAACCCCAGCGGUCAGUUAACACUAUUAUAACAUUUCUGGGUAGAACAGGCUAGGUAUUUAUUUUAUAAAUGAACAAAAAUGAUCACUAAGUAGAAUAACUAAACAUUUGUAUCUCACUCAAAAAGUGAGUUUUCAUUAUGAGGCAUUUUGUUCUCUUGUUGACUGGAUCUGAAAAAUAAAUACAACUUUGCAAGCAA
Messenger RNA from Mustela erminea (ermine), 7702 nucleotides. It is a transcript of the gene MUC19, whose product is annotated as mucin 19, oligomeric. Gene Ontology annotation, cellular component: extracellular matrix. The record is from RefSeq and is a predicted model, not a curated record. Gene Ontology annotation, molecular function: protein binding. The transcript is spliced from 76 exons. The coding region runs from base 16 to 7524 and encodes 2502 amino acids. Lineage: Eukaryota; Metazoa; Chordata; Mammalia; Carnivora; Mustelidae.